UCCACAUUGCACGUGUAUGUUAAGCUCACCUUACGGAUCAAUGUGUCCUCGUAUGCCGGUGCUGAUGCGUCUGGACUGACUCUUGGAAAUAUGUCACGUCCAAGGAUUUUUUGUGAACUGGUUGCCUCAGAAAAUGCUAGUCCGUUUUUAGGAGAUAACGCAGGCAUAUUGCUUACUAUUUAACGUUGUAACUUACGCAACUGUGACGGAUCAUAACGUAACGAUAAGUCUAGACCAAGUUCAAAGGUCUAAGCAAAAGGCCGAUCCUUUUCUGAAAUCGAGGCUUAUUAGAAACUUAGAUGGAGAGAUGGGGAAUGUCAAAGAGUGGAACGUCUUCUUGGCCUCACAGAACCUUGCCUCUGUUCUCAAUGAUCCCAAGAGAGGAAAGCAGAGGGACCUCUUCACUAAAACAUGGGGAGAGAGUUUUAUUGAAAAGGAGGUGCCUUCUUGUCCAUUCUUACCUGAAAUCAAAGUGGAAGACUUCACUGCUUACCUCAAGAAGACAUCAAAACGGUACAAGAAGCACCUGAAACAGAAGCUUUCUAUGACUCAUUCUGAUUCAGCACAGUCUACUUCAUUAGUCCCUUGUCACAACCAGAGCUCAGGUUUACCAAAUAUCAGUGUGAUACCCAAGAUCUUUCUUCAGCCCACUUUUGACCUCUCUGAACCUGAAACAUUUCAACUCGUAUUGAGAGCCAACUAUCGUUCCACUGAUGCAGGAGAUGGCAAAACCUCCUCCAUUCAUUGGCAAGAAGAGUUAUCACAAUAUUUGGAUGUAGUUGAAAUGAACAUAGCCAGGCACAUAUCUCAAAAGUCUGAGGCCUUUUUCCAUGCUAUGUCAUCCCAUGACAUUCUCAUUGAUAGACUCCAGGGCACAAUCGCUGCAACACAAAGCCUUAGGGAAAAGAUGCAUGUGAUCCAAGAUAAUGUUGUGUUUGACUCAGUUCACCUCCUGAGACUCAAGAAGCUUCGACAGAACUAUGUGUCUGUGCUUCGAAAGGACAUCCCCUUAUUGGACCUUGAAGAACCAUCUGUUUUUGAAAGAAUAGGUAGCCUAUAUCCCACAGCAGAAAGCAUGACAGAGACAGGACUGAAAUUUGGGCCUGAGUGGGUGCGAGCAUUGUCCAGUGGUCCAUCUAAUCUGUCAACUUCUCCACCAAGUCCUUUGCCUCCAGUGAAUCGUUACAAACUUGCAGAACAUCGCUACGGCAGAGAAGAGAUGCUGGUCCUGUAUAAUAAGGAUUCAAGGCCCCCAGAUGACAUCCUCAGUGGCAGCCCACACAUUGUUCUUGAGAAGAUUCAGCCACCUCUCUCUUUGCUGCAAAUGAGUGAUGAAGAAAUGAUGGCAUGGCAGCAAGGAGUAAACAGUGAUGCAGUGCUGAGGUUGAUGGGACGGAGUGCAGGAGGUGGAGGGGGCAUGAUGUCUGCUGGAGGAGAAAGGGGAAACAUGAUAAGAGGGCGGGGUGGAAGCAUGGACAGAGGGAGAGGGAGAGGUGGUAGAGGGGGCUUCCAUCCCUCCUUUGGCACUCGGCAGUUUGAUGAUGACAACGGCGAACCGGGGUCUGGUCGAUGGGAUCGACGACCAGGAGGCCGAAGCAUUCUCUUUGAAAGAUCUCAGUCUGCUAGUGAGAGAGGUUGGCCAGAACGAAAUGGUCCUGAUGAGAGACCACCAGUGGGGAGUCCUAGGAAGACAACUCCAUUUGAGUUCUCCGGAGGUCGAGGAGGUGCACCAGGAACCCCUCGGGGUCCUGAUAAUUGGCGCUCAAAGGAUGAUGAUGGGGGGUCCUGGCGCACUGUUGUCCGUGACAAAUGGGGUCGCACAAGUUGGAGAGAACGGGGAGACUUUGAAGUGCCCGGAAGAGGUCGUGGGGGAUCGUAUCGGGGAGGGUUUACUGGUCGGGGUCGAGGUCGGGGGCAGCAGCUGCCUGAAUGGACAGCCAGUGAUGAUCAGGGUGUUGGGAGCUUUGAUUCCUCGGGCUCGUUCCAUGCACCCUCGAAGGAUGAUGACCUCGAUCAAGAGAAACAUGAGCUGAGAAGGCAGAGAAGAGAGGAAGAAGAGGAGGAAGUGUGGGAUGAUGAGGGGCAUGGUGAUGAAGAGCCUUCUGGGAAGCACCAAGAAGAAGAGUGGGAAGGAGAAUGGGAGGAAGACCUAGUUGAUGAAAGCCCACCGAAGAACAGUGCCCCACCUCCACAUAGUGCAUCUCCUGUGCCACAGACUCCAAGGAAAGACCCACCAGUACCUGCAGGAAAUGAGCCAGAGAGGAGGAGGGAAGGGACUGAAGUCCCCGUUCAUCCGAAGCAAUCUAGUCAAUCAUCUAAUGAGCCUCAUGUGCCCCCUGGAUCGAACAGAGGUGAUCCCAGCAACGGUGUGCCUCGUCCGGUGCCACUUUCGACCAGGGAGUCCAUGGACUCCAUCUUUGGACCAGUGUCAAGUGGCAUCAUUGGGGUCGCACCCCUACGAACCUAUGCAGGCUUUGAGGAAGAACACAUGGACCAAAUGCUGGCCGUCGUGGACAAUCUCCUCGCCGAUGUGACUAUGCCUGAGGAGGAAUCAGGAAAAAUGGAGAGACGUGUUGAUCCUCUCAUAUCCUUGGCAACCAAUAACUCUGCACAAUCUGUGAUGAUGGAUAAAUGGUUUUAUAGGGACCCACAAAAUGAGAUUCAGGGUCCAUUCUCAGGCUCAGAUAUGGAGGACUGGCUGAACAUGGGCUUCUUCCCAUCAACACUCCUUGUUCGCCGAGAGUGUGAUGAAGUGUUUGUAUCCCUUGCCGAACUUGCCACUCGAUGGGGUCGUAAUCCUUUCAAGUCCGGUCCCCCUAUGCCUCCCCUGCGAGCUGCUGAUCUGGCUCAGGGUCAGCCAGGGAACAAAUUCAAUGAGAAGGUGAAUCCUGUGAUGCAGCAGCAGGUGUUCCAACAAAUUCUGGUCAGUUCAAACCCGGGCUCUGUCCCCAUAUCUCACGGCAUGGCACCCGCGAGCCCUGGCCCCACUUCCUCACAUCAUACCCAUUUUGAAUUGCAAAGACAGCUUAUCCUCAGGCAACAGCUCCUGGCCAAACUGCAACAGAUGGAUGGGUGGUCUUCCUUUUCUCCUCAGCAGCAGGAGCUGAUGCUGCGGAACCACUUGAUGACACUGAAUGCCACUGGAGGUGGAACAGGUCCUGCACCAGGGUUACCUGGUGUGGUGCCAUCAUUUGGCCCUAUUGCUGCAUCAACGGGGCCUGGGAAACCACUGAACCCCAUGGCUUUGCUCAAUCAAGUUAUGCAGCCUCCCACAAGCAAUCCUCUUGGCAUCUCUGCCAACAUACCCAAUGCAGCUCUGCAGCACUUGUUCCAGCUACAGCAGAAGGGUGGUGGAGAGCCCAAGACUCAGGUGGACCCCAUUGAAUCCCUUCUGCAUCAGCUGGCUUCCAAAGGCAUUUCAGGUGCAGUCACCCCUCAGAACCCACUGCUGUUGAUGUUCAGCAUGCUGCCAAACCUGCAGCAACCUUGCAUGAUGUCACCUGCUAAACCCUCUUCCCUCCUCCCCCUUCUGCUUCUGGCCUCCCCUGAUGAUACACUUCCUGCCCCCUUUCCCAUGUAUCCUGAGACUCCUCCCAGGCACUUGCAUCUUCUUCCUUCAUACAGUCCAUUCAAGGACCUUUCCAGCACCAAGGUCAUUACUGGCAGCAGUUGCAAUGAGCAUGGUAACCACUACCCUGCUCCUCUGACUGAGGUAUUCAAUGUCUUCCAGGAAAAGUUGGUUGAAGAAGAGAGAAAGAAAUUGGAGGAAAAACAGAAGGAGAUUGAAGCAGAAAGGCGGAAGUUGGAGGAGGAGAAGAAGCGCUUUGAAGAGGAGGGUCGUCGACUGGAGGAACUAAGACAACAGGAGGAGAUGCGGAGACUGGACGAGGAACGGAAGCGGCAAGAGGAAGAACAGUUACGCAUCUUGCGGGAGAAACAAGAGGAAGAAAGAAGACGACGAGAGAAGGAAGAGGAGGAGCGAGAGCGGGAGCGACAGAGGCGAGAGGCUUUGAAAAGACAAGAAGAGGAGAAACGCAAGCGAGAAGAGGAGGAGCAGCAGAGGAGGGAAGAAGAGGAGCGACAACGAAAACAAAUGGAGGAACAGAAGCAACGCAAGGAAGAUCAGGAAAGGAAGAGGCUAGAGGAGGAGCGAACAAGACGAGAGGCUGCUGAGGAGGAGAAGCGGCACUAUGAAGAGAGGCAGAGAGAAGCCCUGCAGCACUUGCGAGAGCAGCAGCAGCGAGUGGCUGCCUUGUCUGCUUGGGGAAAUUCCAACUCCUCCAAUGCCCCAUCCCUGCUCCACAUUCAACACACAGAAGAGGAGCAAAGACAGAAACUAGAAGCAUUGGCUAGGGUCAAGGAACAGGAAGAGCAGCAGAGGAAGCAGCAUCGAUUAUUCCUUCAGCAACAGAAGCAACAGAUGGAGCAGCAGCAGGUACCACUGCGCUGGGUCACUCAACCCACAGCAUCUGCAGCUGUCAAGAGCCUGGCUGAAAUCCAGGCUGAAGAGCAGGAAAGACUGACUAAGGAACGAGAGCAAGAACAAGCUUUGCAUGAAAGCCAGAAGCAUUUAUCACUGGCCACAGCCAGUAUCUGGGGUUCUGCAUCCAAAAACCUGUCCUGGGCAAGCAAGGCAGCAUCAGGGGCUUGGAACAGCACUCGAAAUGAUUCCCCUCCAGUCAAUGUCUGGGGUGCCAUAGGAUCCAAUCCCACUCCUUCAAAGGGGUUUUGGGAGGAUCCACCCACAUCAAAAUCUGGAGGAGGGAGGGGAAAUGAUAUGGCAUCUGCUUCACAAAGCAUACCCAACCCAAGUCAGAAGGGCAAUCCACCAUCUGGCCAGGGUCGAGGGAGGCGUGGGCCAUCCAGGAAGGAUGAGGAGAUGGUGAUGAGGUUGUUUGAGAAUCAGAGGCCAAAGACAGAUCCCUUCACUCAAUGGUGCCAUCAGGCCCUCACUGAGAUGGAAGCUUCUGUUGAUAUACCCACAUUUGUGGGGUUUCUUCAAGACGUGGAGUCACCAUACGAGGUGCAUGAUUAUGUGCGGUCAUACCUUGGGGAUGGGAAGUCAUCCCAGGACUUUGCACGGCAGUUCCUUGAAAGACGGAGCAACUGGCGGAAUGCCCAGAAGGACAAGAAAUCCCCUGAAGACAGCAUGCAUGGCCCGGCCCCUGCUGUCAAUCCCAACACUGCUGACUUCCAAGAAGUCAAAUGCAAGGGGAAGAGUAAGAAGAAGGGGAAGAUGCAAAAGGUGGACGCAAGCAGCCUUCUUGGCUUCAACGUCACGGCAGCACCCGACCGCAUCAACAUUGGCGAGAGGGACUACAUCUCAGACAUUCCAAGGUUCUUGUCUGUGAUCAAAACGAUGUCAGAGCAGUUGAACAAGAGCCUCACAGCCAUGGACUGGCUGUCCCACCUCAAUGUCCAGCUGGAUCUGGAGAAUGCAACAAAGCCCGAGUCCGAUGAGAAGACAUGUGUCAAUGGAGAUUCAGGAGACUCCUGUGAACCACUCCACACCAAGCCUCCAUACAGUUAUGCCAAUCUCAUCCACUUGGCCAUCAACAACUCCCCAGCAAAGAAAAUGACUCUGGCAGAGAUAUAUGACUGGAUCAUGGAGCAUUUCCCAUUCUAUCGCAAUGCCACAAAGGGCUGGAAGAACUCGGUGAGGCACAACUUGUCCCUGAACAAGCAAUUCAUGAAGCUGCCUCGGCCAAGGGAUGACCCAGGGAAAGGGCAUUAUUGGACCAUCAACCACAACUAUCAAGCAGAGGAUAAGAAGAAGACACGGCCUCACAUCAGCAUCAAGAGUUUUCGCCAGCACGUGAGGACACCCUUCAGCCGAGAGUGCAGCGUCGACAGUGCCAGCAGCAGUAGCAACUCCCCUGCAACCCCAGCAGCCUCAGCAUGCAGUUCAGGGGGAUAUUCUGUGAUUUCAACCACUCUCCAACCGUCAAUGCCGCUGUCCAACUUUGACAUCAGCUCUUUUCCCCUGAUAUCUGUGGAUGCCGAUCCAUUGAUGACCAGCCUGGCAGCAUCCUUGCCCUCAGUUUGCAUUCCUGUGUCGAGAGGAAACCCACUGGUGAGUGGUGGGCGCAUGUCAUCCACCGACAUCAUGGCCAUCAUCUCCGGCCUCUUACAACAGCAACAGCAAUUACAGAAUGACACCACUGAGAAUCAUCUUGGUGCCGGAUUGGAGCCUGGUUUCCCCUCUCAGUUGACCUCGGCUGACCUCCCAGAAUCUGGGAAUUUGUAUGACCUCAUCACUUCAAUCCCUACUUCUGAGAUUUCGUCACUUUUUUCUGAGGAAUCUGAAAUGGCCAAGACUGAACUGGUUCCUGAAUUCAAGAGUGAGCCUUCAGAAUCAGCUUCAUACACUAGGUCUUGUGAGAGUGCAGGACCUAUUCUCACUGGUUUGAGCUCUGACCCACGUUCUCCACCUCCCACUGUCACAAGUCUCACCCUCUCUGGUUCCUUCAAUGGAGAUUUUCGCACUCCGAUGAAGGUGGAGUCCUUCUGCACCACGUCUGAGGAGUGGGUGGGGAACGAGACCCACCUCAACAUUGUAUCCCGUGGGGUGAAUGCAUGCCGAGGCAAGGUGGUCAUCAAGCGCUGCCCAGAUGAUGAUGACAUCAGUGAACAAGAGACUAUUAAUACAACCAUGGCUGCCUGUCCAGUCACAGAACACAUGCGAACGGCAGGGGACCGCAUUUACAGGACGUCUGUGGCAACUGCCCCCGUGCCAGAUGCCGUCUUGCGACAGCUCAAUGGCAACUGUGGUGUCUUGGGCCGUCCUCUUCAGCCCCCACCAGCCUUUGAAGAGUGUGAGACAUGUUCGUUGAAAGAGAACCCGCUCAAUCGUCCUUUGGAAGGGAAACGUAGUCGAAAUAACAGCUCCAGUGUGGAAGAAGCAAAAUUGAGUAGUCCCAAAGUUUCCAUCUCCAAGCACCUCUGUGGGAAAAUUGCCUUCCGAAAGGCCAGUGGUCUCAGCCAGGUCCGCAAGGCCCGUCGGGUAACUCCAAAGCCAAGUCGAGAGGAUCUACUGGCUGCCCUGGCCCCUAUCCCCAAAAAAACCAAAUCAAGAGUGCAGAUUGUGUCAGCUCAAGAACUGUCUUCUCGAGGGAGUGAGUUGGGUGAAUGUGAUGAUUCCAGUAGCAAGGAGAAGUCUGGGGUGGGGACAGAGAAGCAGGAGGAAGAGGGUGAGGUCACAGGGGUGAACAGCGAGGAAGAGACAGAUUAUGUCGACCGCAUACCCUCGUCUCCACCCAGGAGUCAUCUGUGUGAAGAGAAUGGAAUACCAGCACAGUGCACUUUGGGGAUGGAGGUUCAAGCUCUCACUGCAAGUCUGUUCCCCCACGUUCCUCCUGCCCUCCAUUUUGAGAUUCCCGAGAUGAAGGUGGAGCUUUUACCACUUUGUAUCCGCAAGCACCUCAAGUGGCUCCUGAGCAACAUCACACCUAUUGUCCUGAGGAAGAUCUUGAUGAACUCCGGGAUCAAACUUGUCCGAGCAGACAAGUUGAGAACCCCAUGGAUCGGGACAUGGGGUCGGCAUGUGAAGUCGGCGAUGUUUGAGAACAUCCAGAUGACAGAGAAGAUCAAUCACUUUCCUGGCACGUUUGUGAUUGGGCGCAAGGAUCGGCUCUGGCAUUGCUUCCGUGAUUUCCGACGCCGAUUCCUCACCAAGGAGUUCAACUACUUGCCAAAGACCUUCAUCCUCCCUGGAGAUCUGGCUUCAUUGCGAAGCAUCUGUGACCAACGAGGAGCAAAGUGCCGUUGGAUCAUCAAGCCUCCUGCAUCAGCACGAGGGAUUGGGAUCCAAGUGGUGAAUCGCUUCUCACAGAUUCCGAUUCACAAGCGAAUGAUUGUCCAAAAAUAUGUUGCAAAGCCAUACCUGCUGGAUGGGACCAAGUUUGACCUUCGCAUCUAUGUCCUGGUCACCUCAUUCUGCCCCCUUCGCAUCUAUGUCUACGAGGAUGGACUCGUUCGUUUUGCAUCUCAGAAAUAUACACCAGCAGCUAAGACCCUGAGCGACCAGUACAUCCACUUGACCAACUACAGCAUCAACAAGCACAGCGAGUCCUAUGUCCAAAAUGACCGAGUGGAAGAAUGCAAGGGACACAAAUGGUCCCUGCAGUGUCUGUGGAAGAAGCUAGAGGAAAAAGGUGAAGACACCCUGCGUCUGUGGGCAUCCAUCAUGGACAUUGUGACCAAGACGAUCAUUACGGCAGAGAAGACGGUGACCGAUGCCUGCUGUAAGUUCGUCAAGUCUGCCUACUCGUGCUACGAGCUGUUCGGUUUCGACAUCAUGCUCGAUGAGCGGCUGAAGCCAUGGCUCCUCGAGGUGAACAUCUCCCCAUCCCUCCACUCGACGUCGAGCCUGGACCAGCAGAUCAAGAGUGGGCUGGUGAAGGACAUGAUGAACAUGGUCCUCUUCCGCAUUCCCAACAAACUCACUCCUGAACAACAGGCACAGGUGAAGCAGGACUUCUUCCCUGAUCAUGUCCUGGAAACCGUCUGCCACAACCCUGCACUUUAUUCUACGAAGCUGUCAUCAGUCGAAUCUACAAAGAUUGAGCACUUCGAAGCAAAUGCUCAGCGGGCUCAGUAUCUGAGUGAGAUCCUAUUGAGGCUAACCCCUCACGAUGUGAGGCAGCUCAUCAUACAUGAGGAUGAAUAUGCCUUGCGGGGACGGUUCCUGCGCAUCUUCCCUUCUCCACAGUCUCACAUCUAUCACAGCUUUUUCUCCUCCCCAAGAUACAGCAACCUCCUCAUUGAUGCAUGGGAGCACCGCUUCUCCUCUUCACGGGAACAAGGCCUGGCAUUGUUGCGGCAAGUGUGCGAGGAAAAGUUUCAUCUCCGAGUGGCCGAGAAUAUUUAUUUCAUGGUGGACACUGGAAGCCAAAUCCAUCCAAGUCAGGAAAGUCCACCCCAAGCCCAAGGAGGACAGGAUGCUCCAAUGGACAUCGAAGACCGGACCGCCAUCGCCUGAAUCCACUCAAGCACUCAGGAAAUCUCAGUCUCUGAGAGGCUACAUAGGCUUCUUCCUUCCUACUUCCUUUUUUUUUUUUUGCUUCCCCCAUUUUCAAUAUUUUGGGGUCAGUUUUAAACAAUGAAAUCAAGGCUCCCCCUUCUGGUGACUUAAUUUGAGCCGAACAAUGUGGUGUGACCUCUUAUUCAGGCUUUUUGUUUCUGAGUGAAAGGAAUGAAGGUGUGAGUCAGUCUGGGAGCGUUUCUUCAUCCCUUUCUUUUUACCUUACUUUUGUGAUCCCGCCCGGUUACUAGCUUGAACCUUUUGAACACUGCCUCCUGUAUAGUUCAUG
Messenger RNA from Darwinula stevensoni, 9311 nucleotides. NCBI's taxonomy places the organism in Eukaryota, Metazoa, Arthropoda, Ostracoda, Podocopida, Darwinulidae. The record is from the annotation of a GenBank genome assembly.